AUGCCCCAGAAAUCACAGUGGUCGGUCGACAUUCCCAUCGUGUCGUUCCCGUCUUUGGUGUUGGGAUCUCCCGACGCACAGCUGUCCGACCAACCGUGCUAUUUGGACGCCGAGCAGCCGGAGGCCUUGCGAGUCACUCGCGCCGAGUUUGCAUUAUGGGCGAGAAGAGUCGCGGCCGGCCUGAUACAGGCGGGAUUGCGACCGAAGGAUCGCGUCCUGGUGUAUUCGGGCAACAACGUCUUCUACCCCGUGGUGUUCAUGGGCGUGAUUAUGGCCGGUGGCAUCGUCACCACAGCCAACCCGGCAUUUGUGGCGCGUGAAUUGGCAUACCAACUCCAGGACAGCGGCACCAAGUUCCUCCUGGUCGCCGAAGGCAGCCUUCCCACGGCUCUGGACGCUGCCAAGAUGGUCAAUUUCAAGACGACAGACAUGUUCAUCUUCGACGACAUGCCUCUUGUGGAUCCGGGUCGCGCCCAAGGCAAGAGCGCCGUCCGUCACUGGAAACACUUGAUCGCAACCCCUGAGGCGGGCGCCGCAUUUCGGUGGGACGAUGGCAAGUCACCAGAGUUUGUUCAGAGGACGGUCGCCAUCCUCUACUCGUCGGGCACCACGGGCGUUCCCAAGGGUGUCGAGCUCAGUCACUACAGCUUGACGGCCAACAUCCGGCAGCUCGACUACAUGUUCAACCUGGAUCCCCGCUUCAAGGCGGACGAAAACAACUCUCGGAAUCAACGCAUGUUCUGUCCGCUGCCGAUGUAUCAUUCUCUCGGUCUGCUCUUCUAUUCGGGGCUGGCGCUGUACCGACAUAUACCCGUCUACAUUCUAAAGAAGUACAGCCUGCCCGCAAUGCUGAAAGCCAUCCAAGAUCACCGCAUCACCGAGUUGACCCUGGUGCCGCCCAUGGUCCUUGCCAUGGCCAAGAGCCCCGAGUCACGGAAAUAUGAUCUCUCUAGCGUCCUCAAAGUUCAGGCCGGCGCCGCGCCCAUGUCGCGAGAGACUUGUGUAGAGUUCGAGAGGCUAUGGUCGAAUGGACAGGUGAAUGUGAAACAGGCCUGGGGAAUGACCGAAACCCCGACGACGGUCCUACAUUGGGAUGAACGCGAUAUCUCGACCACCCAGGCGGUCGGUGAGCCCGUGCCCAACUGCGAAGUCAAACUCAUGGCCGACGACGAAAUCCACGAAGUCCCAUUCGGGCAACGAGGCGAGCUCUGGGUGCGCGCCCCACAGGCCAUGAAGGGAUAUUGGAACAAGCCGGAAGCCACACGGGAGAUGAUCACUGCUGAUGGCUGGCUGAAGACGGGAGAUAUUGCCUCACAAGACAAGGAGGGCAAAUACUGGAUCGUGGACAGGAAGAAGGAAUUGAUCAAGGUCAAGGGCAACCAAGUCGCCCCGGCCGAGCUGGAGGCAUUGCUCUUGGAGCACCCCGACAUUCAAGAUGGCGCUGUAAUCGGCCUCAAAGUGGGCGAGGAUGAAAAGCCUUACGCAUACGUCGUGCGGAAACCAGGCAACCGGCUCUCGACAGACGACAUCCUGGCUUUCAUGAAAGAAAGAACGGCGCGUGUCAAGUGGCUCUACGGCGCCGAAUUCAUAGACAGCAUCCCCAAAAACCCGUCUGGCAAGAUCCUUCGUCGGCAAUUGCGGGAGUUUGCAGCCUCUCAGAAGAGCGGAGAUGCGAAUGCCUCGGAUGCGAGACCGAAGGCGAAGUUGUAG
This is a messenger RNA of Cladophialophora immunda, 1710 nucleotides long. RefSeq lists its product as uncharacterized. The transcript has 5 exons. Gene Ontology annotation, molecular function: CoA-ligase activity. Gene Ontology annotation, biological process: secondary metabolic process. The record is from RefSeq and is a predicted model, not a curated record. NCBI's taxonomy places the organism in Eukaryota, Fungi, Ascomycota, Eurotiomycetes, Chaetothyriales, Herpotrichiellaceae. Bases 1 to 1710 code for a protein of 569 amino acids.